Penicillium taxi is the source of this 822-nucleotide messenger RNA. RefSeq lists its product as uncharacterized. The record is from RefSeq and is a predicted model, not a curated record. The transcript has a single exon. The coding region runs from base 1 to 822 and encodes 273 amino acids. Lineage: Eukaryota; Fungi; Ascomycota; Eurotiomycetes; Eurotiales; Aspergillaceae.
AUGAUGCCGAUGGAUCUCCCACUAUAUUCCUCGCCUAAGCGCAACCGGGAACCCUCCGAGUCUGACUGCUAUAGCCCAUCGCCAUCGCCAACAUCAAGCAUUUCCAAUUCGAGCUUCCAGGAAGCCCGAUUCAGCGAGGAGGCGGAGCCAGAGUGCCAAAGUCCCCAAGCCACGGUAGCAGGGCGGUUUGGGGAAUUGCGGAUUCGAGGGGAUUAUCUGAUGGAUACAGGACUUGUGAGCCAUAACAUCCAGUCAGGACCGGCUCCUUCUUCAAUUUCUGGUAGUCACGUCUCAGAAAGUUACUCAGAGUCCAAGAAUAUACCUGGAUCCUGGCCGGCUUCUGGCAGGUCACAUGAGACCCAAGACCGUCUACCGCAAGAACUGUUCCCACAGCAUGGAACGAAUGAUGAUUUACAGUCCUCAGCCACUUUUCAACCGAAAUCAAAAUCUAUAAUAUAUCCACGCGACUGUUCUGAACCAUCGUCACCUUCUAAAUCCCGCAAACAACGUCUCUUAUCUCCUUCGGGGAAACGAAUGCCAGAAGACCCGUUCACUUGGCAUGACCACGAGAUCACAGGACACAAUCCGAAAGAUCCAAAUGAUGAUGGAUAUGGAAUAAAUGGAGUGGGCUUCAAGCCAACAGCGGCUAUUGCAUGGGCACGAGCUCAGAAACGACAGAAGCAAGUUGCCGAAUGGAAGACUCGCGAAGCUCGAGAAGCUCGUGAAAGACGACGAGAGCGCAGAAAUGACGGUCUUGAAAGGCACAGAAUUGACGGCAUAACCAAGAGCCCCAUUCAGAAACGAGUGAAAUUCGACUUCUAG